This is a messenger RNA of Pterocles gutturalis (yellow-throated sandgrouse), 1575 nucleotides long. RefSeq names its product pleckstrin homology domain-containing family G member 1-like. NCBI's taxonomy places the organism in Eukaryota, Metazoa, Chordata, Aves, Pterocliformes, Pteroclidae. The record is from RefSeq and is a predicted model, not a curated record. The transcript is spliced from 12 exons. The annotation marks the transcript as partial. Gene Ontology annotation, molecular function: guanyl-nucleotide exchange factor activity.
AUGACUUCCACUUACCUCUUGAUGUUUUACCAGCUGUGACAGAGGCCCUUGACUCCAAGACGAAAGUGGAAGAUUUGCACAAGGAGAGCAGACCUUUCCGCUACUGUGAAAAAAAAACCAUGGACCUGUCAGACAGUGACCGUCCUGUCAGCUUCAGCUCCACUUCUUCCUCUGCUUCCUCCAGGGACAGCCACUGCUCCUUUGGAAGCAGAAUGACCUUGGUUUCCAACAGCCACUUGGGCUUGUUCAACCAGGAUAAAGAAACAGGUGCCAUCAAGCUAGAACUGGUCCCAGCCAGCCGAUUUUCCAGCCACAAGCCACGCAAAAACUCCCCUGUGGAGCAAGAGGAUCCUGAGGAAAGCCUUGAAAAAAGGCUAAGCAUGCCAAGGAAAGCAGAACCAAAAGGAGCGAGCAAAAACUGUGCAAUGUCCCUGGUUACAGAGCCCACCAGUCCCAAGCUCCUCUAUGUGGACAGAGUCGUCCAAGAGAUCCUGGAAACGGAGAGGAUGUACGUGCAGGAUCUAAAAAGCAUUGUGAAGGAUUACCUCGACUGUAUCACUGACCAGACCAAGCUCUCCCUGGGGGCAGAGGAGCGAUCAGCCCUGUUUGGAAACAUACAGGAUAUCUACCGCUUCAACAGUGAACUUCUGCAAGAUUUGGAAAACUGUGAAAAUGAUCCUGUGGCUAUAGCAGACUGUUUUGUUUCCAAGAGUGAAGAUUUCCACAUAUAUACACAGUACUGCACCAACUACCCAAGGUCGGUGGCUGUGUUGACAGAGUGCAUGAGGAACAAAACGCUGGCCAAGUUCUUCAGAGAGCGGCAGGAAGCGCUGCAGCAUUCUCUGCCCCUCGGCUCCUAUCUCUUGAAACCUGUCCAGCGCAUCCUCAAGUACCACCUGCUUUUGCACGAAAUAGAAAACCACCUUGACAAGGACACUGAGGGCUAUGAUGUGGUGUUGGAUGCCAUAGAUACGAUGCAGAGGGUGGCGUGGCAUAUAAAUGACAUGAAGAGGAAACAUGAACAUGCCAUCAGGCUCCAAGAGAUACAGAGCUUGCUCACUAACUGGAAAGGGCCAGAUCUCACGAGUUACGGGGAGCUGGUGUUAGAAGGAACAUUUCGCAUUCAGCGAGCCAAAAAUGAGCGCACGUUGUUCCUCUUUGACAAGCUGCUGCUAAUUACAAAAAAGAGAGAUGAGAUGUUUGUGUACAAAGCUCACAUACUGUGUGGAAAUCUCAUGCUUGUUGAAGUAAUACCAAAAGAACCACUUAGCUUUAGCGUCUUCCACUACAAAAAUCCCAAGAUGCAACAUACUGUCCAGGCAAAGUCACAGCAAGAGAAGCGCCUUUGGAUUCUUCAUCUGAAGAGGUUAAUUCUAGAAAAUCAUCCUGCUAAAAUUCCUGCCAAGGCCAAGCAGGCAAUUCUAGAAAUGGAUGCCAUACAUCACCCAGGCUUCCACUAUAGCCCUGAGGGAGAAACAAAAUCAUCAUACCAGCCUAAAGAAGGCACUGCUCCUCACAGAAUGAGAAGGAAGUCAGAACCCUCAUCCAGAGUCCAUAAAGUUUUGAAGUCAAAUG